UAAAGCGGGCCAGACUUACAGAUCUGCGACAAUACACGCAAGCUGCAACGGUAGAGGGAGAGACACGCAGCUAAUCGUUAGUCCAUGCUGCAUACACACUCGACACUUGCUCUUCCAAGGUCACUGGCCGAAUGAAUCGAACUGAACAAUGGGGGGAAAGAUGGGGGGUGAAAGGGGAGGGCAGAGGGCAUGAACGGGGGCAGCACAACAACUGCACAGCGACCAUUUGUGCCCUCGGCCCUCUCAGUAUUUUGGCCCGCAAGAACGGGGAACGGGAGGGAGGGUUCAAGCAAGUUCUGCGUACCAUGGUUAACCUUGCGUCUCUUCUUGGGAUUCUUGCCAGCGCCACGACCCUCGUGGUCCUUGUCGCGCUCGGCCGCAUCGCCUUUGGCCGCCAUUUUGCUUCGCUCCACCACCUUGCUUCCCUUGGCAUCCAUCGCACCCGGCGCCGUGGUGGUGGUGGUAGUGGUGGCAGUGGCCGUAGCACCGGUAGCCUUCCGCUCGCUCAUUGCUGUUGUGUACGCUCAAUCUUUCUCUUCCCCCCCAGUGGUUCCUUCUUUUCCAGUCCCGUUGGUUUUUCUUCCGUCUCUCUCUCUUCUCUCUUCGCUAUACUCUCAUCUCCCGAUUGCUCGGCCUCCCAUUGGAUCUGUCUGCCUCGGGAAGGGUUACGCAAACGUCCAGAUUGCAGAUCAUCGAACGGGAAAAUCGUCCCAGCUAUCCGGCUCGCCUCAGACGCUUCCCGAUGGCGCAACUAGCAUGCCCGAAGCUGUGCAGCCCUCUUUGGCCCCUCAGCAGCAAGGCAGGAAGCAAGCUUAAGCGCAAAGGCCGGGUCUCCCCCGUCUCUCUCUCUUUUCGCCCGCGCAAAACGGAAGAGGUCGUGUGAGGGCCAGACAAACCCGCCCGUCUCUGUCCGUGGCCGGAUAUCGUCUCUGUAUCGCUUGGGAUGGCGGAAUCAGGGCCGGACGCGGGCUCUGCCAGGCAGGAAUGGGAUGCAGAGGCAGAGUUUUGCCAGCAAAACAAGAAUCGAGUUGAGCACGAGAGCAAAAACGCAUCAGCAGGAAGCGCAAGUGCUGCUUUGAGGCACCGGCAAGUUCAGCUGGGCCCUCCCUUUUGGUGGGGACCUGGAGCCAGUGGACCGAGCCUUUUCGCCUUGGCGGCCAGCGCUAGCCCGGCCGGUUGGGUACCUGCGCCAGAAGGAUUU
Trichoderma harzianum CBS 226.95 is the source of this 1201-nucleotide messenger RNA. RefSeq lists its product as hypothetical. NCBI's taxonomy places the organism in Eukaryota, Fungi, Ascomycota, Sordariomycetes, Hypocreales, Hypocreaceae. The coding region runs from base 190 to 816 and encodes 208 amino acids. The record is from RefSeq and is a predicted model, not a curated record. The transcript has a single exon.